Messenger RNA from Oreochromis niloticus (Nile tilapia), 2067 nucleotides. It is a transcript of the gene dcn, whose product is annotated as decorin. Gene Ontology annotation, molecular function: protein binding. NCBI's taxonomy places the organism in Eukaryota, Metazoa, Chordata, Actinopteri, Cichliformes, Cichlidae. The record is from RefSeq and is marked provisional.
CCCAUAGGCCCUCUCAGCCACUUCAGUCUCAUCCCCCUACUCGACUGGAUUUUGGGAGUCAAGCUCAUCUCAACCACUUUCUUUGCCUAGCUUCCACUGAGAACAGGCUCCUUACUAUCAGCACUAUGAGGUCUGCCUGUCUCUCUCUGCUCCUGGUCACCGCCUGCUGGGCUCUGCCCUUUCGCCAGUCUGGCUUCUUAGACUUCAUGAUGGAGGAUGAGGGGUCAGGGGACCCUGUUACUGAGUCCCCAUUGCCCCCAGUGAUUGGAGGCCCUAAAUGCCCCUUCAGAUGCCAGUGCCACUUGCGUGUGAUCCAGUGCUCUGACCUCGGCCUGAAGGCCGUCCCUGAGGAUAUUCCAGAUGACACCACCCUGCUGGACCUGCAGAACAACAAGAUCACUGAGAUCAAGGAAAAUGACUUCAAGAACCUUAAAGGACUACACGCUCUGAUCCUCGUGAACAACAAACUCACUAUCAUCCACCCCAAGGCCUUCAGCCCUCUGACCAAGCUGCAGCGCCUGUACCUGUCAAAGAACUUGCUAAAGGAAAUGCCCGCUAACAUGCCAAAGAGCCUGCAGGAGCUUCGCAUCCAUGAGAAUGAGAUCACCAAGAUUAAAAAGGCCUCCUUCCAGGGCAUGUCCCAUGUCAUCGUCAUGGAGCUUGGAUCCAAUCCUCUGAAGACUGCAGGAAUUGAGGCCGGUGCUUUUGCUGACCUGAAAAGGGUGUCUUACAUUCGCAUUGCAGACACUAACAUCACAGAGGUCCCCAAAGGUCUGCCCAGCUCUCUCUCUGAGCUUCACCUGGAUGGAAACAAAAUCACCAAGCUGACAGCUGAUAGGCUCAAAGGCAUGAAGAACCUGGCAAAGCUGGGUCUGAGUUACAAUCAGAUCAGCUCUGUGGAAAACGGCACAUUGGCUAACGCACCCCACCUGCGAGAGCUGCACCUUGACAACAAUGCUCUGACCAGCGUUCCUCCUGGCCUGCCCGACCAUAAGUACAUCCAGGUGGUCUACCUUCAUGCCAACAAGAUUGCUGCUGUGGGAACAGAGGACUUCUGUCCUCCCGGCUUCAACACCAAGAAGGCCAUGUACUCUGGCAUCAGCCUGUUCAGCAACCCCGUGCCUUACUGGGAAGUUCAGCCAGUCACCUUCCGCUGUGUCUUUGACCGCUCCGCUAUCCAGCUCGGCAACUACAGGAAGAAGUAGAGCGUCCUACAUGCCACUGCAAGGAAGUGUGUGUUUGUAAAUGAGUGUGUGAGAGUUUUGUAUGUGUGAGUGUUUGACAACAGCCCCACAACACUGACUCCCUACCAACACUGCCUUUCCACAAAUGAUGAUACAGUUAAUUCGCAUACUCAUUUCAAAACUCUGUGGACCUCAAACACAACAUAUCAGAUUCAAUAUUCUGCUUCAAGGUUUGUGCAACGAUAGUACCCACAGCUUACUGCAAAUACUAGCACACUACGGUGACGCUCUCGUGCACAGGGCACAUCAUUCACGGGACCAGUUACGCAAGCAUUAACAUUGCAUAUAUGAUCACAUACGUGCUGUAACAUAUUAAUGUGUAUAAUAUGUGCAAUUUAUUCAGUGGACAACAAAUUAAAAGAUGAAUCCAAACCAAAAAACAACAACAAAAAAAUCUCACUCAGUGGAAAUCUCAAUUUAAUCACCUUUUAGACCUUUAGCAUUGUAUGAAUUAGCUGGCCUGUAGAGCAGGCAGCAAUGGGUUAACUUGUGUUUUACAAUACCUUUAACAACCGGUAUACUAGAAUGUAGUAGAUAUUGCCUGUGUACUAGGAAUAGAAUUCAAAGUGUAACAUUACCAAGCUGCAGUUCAAGAACACAGAGUGUCUAUUUGUAUUGUACUCAAUCCAAGUAGAGCUAAAAGCAGCAGUGAUUUCAUUCGCUUUGUGAUAUCUUGUGCUUCCUUCCAUGUUGCUUUAGCUCUGGAUCUUUUUAUAUAUUUCUCCGUCACAUUCCAUCUCCUGUUCUGCUCCAAGUGUGUGCUUCCCAUAAAACAAGGUGAAAAUAGCUUGUUAAAUGUAGAAUAAAUCAUAUAUGUUUUAAA